Molecule: messenger RNA, 1672 nt
Organism: Drosophila persimilis
Lineage: Eukaryota; Metazoa; Arthropoda; Insecta; Diptera; Drosophilidae
Gene: TbCMF46
Product: dynein regulatory complex subunit 3
Exons: 6
Coding region: 1-1668 (555 amino acids)
Biological process (GO): signal transduction
Molecular function (GO): protein binding
Source: RefSeq, a predicted model, not a curated record
AUGGACGAGCCGGUCAGCCAGGGUUCGGGGGAUGAGAUGGAGGAGCCGGUGAGGGGCUUCCUGGAGGAGGUCAACUGCCCAGAGCCGGGCAUCAUUGAUCGGCAGAUGAUCGAGACCGCCUACCUGGGGGAGGGACAAAAGGGCGAGUCGGGUCGCCUGCAUCAGCUGGAGCCAGUGGUCUACGAGCGUAUUCGAACCAUGCGGCUGGAGUUCAAAAAUCUCCUGCGGAUCGACCACCUCUGGAUGCUGCCCAAUCUCACCAAGCUGUGCCUCAACUGCAACAAAAUCGAGGUCAUAGAGCACAUUGAAAUGCUCACGGCCCUCAAGGAGCUGAAUCUCAGCUUCAAUUACAUCACCAAAAUCGAGAACCUGGAGACGCUGGUUAACCUGGAAACCCUCUCGUUGUUCAGCAAUCGCAUCAGGAGAAUUGAGAACCUUAGCCUCAAAAAGCUAGUCAUCCUCAGCAUUGGCAAUAAUCUGAUCGACACGGUGGAUGGGAUCGAGCGACUGCGCUUUUUGAACAGCCUGAAAGUCUUGAAUCUGGAAGGUAAUCCCAUUGCGCAGAAGCCAGAUUUUCCACUUGCUCUCUAUGUGACUGCCAUUCUGCCUAAAUUAAAUUACUACGAAUACGUUUUCAUCAAGGCGGACACCCGGGAAGCGGCGCAGAAGCGUUUCUAUCGUGAACUACGCGAGAUCGAGGACAAACAGGAGCGCGAGAUUCAGGCCCUUGAAACGGAUGCUAGGGAGGCAGCCGAAGCAGAGCGACUGGCAUCCAGCUUUGUGGAGCAUCUAGACGGUCAGCAGCUUUACGAUUCCCUGUGGCGAGACGACGAGAACGGGCGAAUACUGAUGCUGGUGGGGGCUCCGGCGCAUGAGCUUUCAGAAGAGUAUGCCAAAGAUGUCCAUCAGUUGACUCAGAGUAUCUACAAACUGGGUCUAAAGCGGUUUGGAGAACGCGAAGAGGAGAUCCGAGACUUUAAUGCCAACCUGCAGGAGGGCCAGCAAGAGCUGCAGUCGCUGGGCCAGUCGCAGAUCGAAGAGUUUCUGCAAUACAAGGAGCGAACUUUUGAAGUGUUACGCUCGAAGUUGAGAGAGCUGGAGGAGAGUGAAGACGGGUCUGAAGAGUACUCCCAUUUGGACACCCUCAAUGGACAAUUUGAUGAUGCCCUUAACGAGAUGUGGCAGAGCUUGAUGUCUCAGGAACUACAUUUGCACGAGGCUGUUGAGGAAUCCACGCUAAACUUCCAUCGCAAGAUCUCCCAGCUGAUGGCCAGCUUUGUGGAGCAGGCUCAGGUGUUCUUCCUCCAGCUCCGCGAUGUCUGCGGGCACUUUGCAGACAACAUGACGGAUAUCGUGACGCAAUUUCUUUCCGACAAAUUAUCUCGUCAGGAACUCGGGUCUGUUCCCAAAGAGUUAACAAUGUGUGUGGACGAUCGCGAGGAGGUCCUGAAGCUGGUCGAAGGGAUGCGGACAGCCCACACCUAUCGCGUUGAUGAGCGCGAGGAUCGCAUGGCCAAGCGCAGCAAGGAGUUCAUUGACAAGAUGAUCCAGCAGCUGAACAACAAGGAAGUGGACCGCCAUCGUGCCAAAAUAUUGGAAAUCAAUUCGUUCAUGGAAAUGAUGACAGAGGCUCUAGGCAAUCUUCCACAGGAGUUGAACCAAGAAUAGUUUU